UACCAAGGUUUGGCUGGAAGAAGCACUAAUGAAGUGUUGCAGCUCUACUCUGCUCAUGGCCAGCAGCAGAAAUUGCAGAGAAGUUCUGUUGUAACCCAGCUGCAUGGAGCAAUAAAGAGGCUUAAGCAAGACCUGAAGAGCCUCCAUUCAUUUGCUCUUGAGCUUUCAAAAGACUUCCAGCGUCAAAGCAAGACUUAUCUUUACCAAGUUUUGACAGCAGUCCAAGGGAUACAGCUGCAAAAUGAAGCAAUGCAAAUGUUUCAGAUGAAAGCUUUUGAUCUUGAGCAGUCUCUACAAGAGGUGACAGAGAGAUAUGAGAAAGAGAAGCAAAAGAGGAGAGCUCUACAUAACAACUUAGUUGAACUGAGAGGAAAUAUCAGAGUCCACUGCAGGAUCCGACCAUUGCUCCCUUUUGAUACUGCUGCUGGACAUUUGAUGUCACAAGAUAGGCAAAGAAGCUUUUCAGAAAAAGUGGCCUAUGCAACUGAUGAUGAAACUGUCCUUGUAAAGUGUAGCCGUCCUGGUCAUGCAUCAAUAAACAAGACUUUUCAGUUUGAGAGAGUCUACAAUGCUUCGGAGUCUCAAGACACAGUAUUUGCAGAUGUGGCCCCUUUGCUAACAUCUCUCCUGGAUGGGUACAAUGUGUGUAUCAUGGCUUAUGGGCAAACGGGAAGUGGGAAGACAUACACGAUGUUGGGACCACAGAUAGAGGAGAACUUUGCAUUUGAAGAUGAAUCAGAACUGGGAAUUAUUCCUCGAGCUACCCAAGAAGUUUUCAGGCUUAUUUCAGAAAAGCCACCAGGAAGUUACUGGGUUGAGGUUUCUGUUGUAGAAGUGUAUAAUAAUGAAAUUUUUGAUCUUCUGGCCAAAGACAGUUGUGGAAAAGUAUUUGGCGUCAAACGUGAUGUUGUCACAACCAGAGAAGGAAAGAGCGAUGUUCCAUGGCUUACACAUGAGACUGUUGAAAAUGCAUCUGACUUUUUGCAUCUAGUCAACAAAGGCCUACAGCUGAGAGUCAGGCAUCCCACACUGGUGCAUGCUCAUUCCUCUCGUUCUCAUCUGGUAGUUACGUUGACCAUAACCACAGUUGUCUCCGGAGAUAACUUUGGUACUUCAUGGGAAGAUGAACAAACCAGUCAGAGACUAAAUAAAGAGGUUUCCUGCACCUUUCCACAAAAAGAGAGAGACAGUAAAUCCACCUCUUCUUCCAGAGCCUCUUCACCAGCACAACUUGAAGCAACUGAGAAAAUGAAACAAGUCAAAACUAGAUUGCAGCUGGUGGACCUGGCUGGUAGCGAGUGUGUCGGUAUGUCUGGAGUGACAGGUGCAGCACUGAGAGAGACAUCCUUUAUUAACCGCAGCUUGUCUGCCCUGGCAGACGUUCUUGGAGCAAUAGCAGAACAGCGAUCGCACGUACCAUAUCGAAACAGCAAACUUACACAUCUGCUUCAGGACUCCGUAGGAGGUGAUGCUAAACUGUUGGUGAUGCUGUGCAUCUCUCCUCACCAGAAAUACUUAACAGAAUCAAUGCAGUCUCUGGGAUUUGGAACUCGUGCUCGGCAAGUUCAGAGAGGACAAGUCAAGAAAAAAAAUUUCCCAGUGCCGAGUAAAGCAAAAUAA
Cariama cristata (Red-legged seriema) is the source of this 1620-nucleotide messenger RNA. Its product is annotated as kinesin-like protein KIF25. The record is from RefSeq and is a predicted model, not a curated record. The transcript is spliced from 13 exons. Gene Ontology annotation, molecular function: ATP binding; microtubule motor activity; microtubule binding. NCBI's taxonomy places the organism in Eukaryota, Metazoa, Chordata, Aves, Cariamiformes, Cariamidae. The annotation marks the transcript as partial. Gene Ontology annotation, biological process: microtubule-based movement.